Messenger RNA from Closterium sp. Naga37s-1, 759 nucleotides. Lineage: Eukaryota; Viridiplantae; Streptophyta; Zygnematophyceae; Desmidiales; Closteriaceae. The record is from the annotation of a GenBank genome assembly.
AUGGCGAAAUCUCGUGGGUUACUGCAAACAGGAGGAGUCCUUGCGAUCUUCGUUACAAUCGUGGCGUUACAAGUGAUCCACGUGGCGGGUGUGGCGAAUGUGACUCUAACGAGCAUCACGCUGCACAAGCACAUCAACUGGGUGUUCCUCCCCCAGGUCUACCUCCUCUGUGCUGAUGGUAACCGCUCCGACCUGCCCUUUUCACCGCCGCUCAACAUUCAAGUCAACCUCACGGGCAAGGAGGACUGGCAGCCCCUAUUUCAAAUGGACAGUGGCGGCUGCAAGACAUGUGGCAUAUACGAGAAGGGGUGGAUAGCAGACAGCCCCUACCUGCUCUUCCCGCUCUGCGAGUCCAACUUCUCCGCCCCCAAGGGCCACUCGCCCGCGCCCGGUGCUGCUGGUUUUGGAGAGUUGCUGCUGGCAGAACCAAAGGGGGCACUGGAGUUUGUGCUCUCGUGCCCCGCGUGUGUGAGGGACCUGGAGAUGAGCACAGGCGAUGUUCACACGGCGCCUGCACCUCAAGGCUUGGGGGUGGUGGUCUGGGUGAUAGCAGGCGUGGCAGUAAUGGGUGUGCUUGUACUGCUCAUCACAUCUGUAGUGUACAUCACUAAAGGCGGCGAUCAGAUUGUCGACGAAUCGGAGCGUGCCAAGUUUCUUGAAAUGGGAGCUACGACGUCAGAGGAGCCUCUUUAUGCGUUAGGAAGAGAGCCUCGCCUUGCAUCCGAUGUGCUUAAAGGUGAUCCUGAUGACUACCUAUAG